UUCUUCUGUUUCACCAACAAAAAUACAUGCACACACGUAGCUAUCUAUAGUAACUGCAAGAAGAUACCCUCUGUAGUUUUUUUGGUUUAUGCAGCCAAAACCAAAGGCUCACUGCAUCACAUUUUUUGGCUUGUGUUUCUUCUAGCUAAAACCUCCACAUAACAAAAAUGGCUUCUCACCAACACGAACCAUGGCUACUGGAGAACGGAAACCCGAAGGUCUUGACCAGGGAAAUGAGACAUGGUCGCACUGCGCAUAGCAAGUCUUCCAACUCACUUCGCAAGAAGUCUGAUCGCACUCUUGUUUCUAAGGUUCCCUGUGCCACUAUCCGAAACAUACUUUUCAACUUGCAAGAGGUUAUUCUUGGCACCAAGCUUUCCAUUCUCAUCCCUGCCAUUCCUGCUGCCAUUGUUGCUGAGUACUGUGGCUUUGGAAGACCUUGGGUUUUCGUGUUGAGCUUGCUUGGACUUACCCCACUUGCUGAACGUGUGAGCUUCAUAACCGAACAAGUUGCCUUCUACACUGGUCCUACAGUUGGAGGACUUCUGAACGCUACGUGUGGGAAUGUUACGGAGCUCAUAAUAGCAAUAUUUGCGCUUAGCAGUAACAAAAUUGCUGUGGUCAAGUAUUCUCUGUUGGGUUCUAUUCUUUCAAACCUUCUUCUGGUUCUUGGCACCUCUCUAUUAUGUGGUGGCAUUGCAAACCUUAGAGUGGAACAAAAAUAUGAUAGAAGACAAGGAGAUGUGAACUCACUUAUGCUGCUGUUGGCAUUGUUGUGCUACUUACUUCCAAUGCUGUUCAAAUAUAGCGCUGCCUCAGCUGCUCUCACUGUUGAUCCUUCACUCCACUUGUCUAGAGCUUCUAGCAUUGUGAUGCUGAUUGCAUAUGUUGUUUACAUAAUCUUUCAACUGUGGACACACAGGCAACUAUUUGAAGCUGAAGAUGAGGAUGAAGAUGACAGCAAUGGUUCAGAUGAACAAGCCGUCAUUGGACUCUGGAGUGGCAUUGCUUGGCUGAUUGGGAUGACUGUGUUCAUUGCUCUGUUGUCUGAAUACGUGGUGGAUACAAUUGAGGAUGCAUCAGAUUCAUGGGGUUUGUCUGUGAGCUUCCUCAGCAUAAUCUUGCUACCAAUAGUUGGCAAUGCAGCUGAACAUGCAGGAGCAGUCAUAUUUGCUUUCAAGAACAAGCUGGACAUCUCAUUGGGUGUUGCAUUGGGUUCAGCAACUCAGAUUGCCAUGUUUGUGGUCCCUUUGUGUGUGAUCGUUGCUUGGACUAUGGGUGUCAAAAUGGAUUUGAACUUCAACAUCCUAGAGACAGGUUCCGUUGCUUUGGCAAUAAUAGUCACAAGCUUUACUUUACAGGAUGGUACUUCUCACUACUUGAAAGGCCUUGUUCUCCUGCUGUGCUACAUAGUUAUUGGAGCUUGCUUCUUCGUACAAAGAACACCAUUGAACCAAGCUGAUGCUACAAACGUCAUUCCUAAAGCAGCCAUUAAUGCAGUUUUAAGUGCUUAGUGGGCUUUGGCCUAUUUUUGUCCUUUGCUGAGAUGAAGAAUGGUGGCAUCCAAACCCAAAAUCAAAUCAAAUGGAUUGGUUAUUGUUUCAUUCUGAUCACUUCAUAUAUAUCCAUAAAGAAAGGAGAAAAGAAGUUUGCAAGUAUUUGCAAAUGGAACACUGUGUGCAAGAUCAAUCAAUCAUACGUGUGUUCUAUCAGAGAGUUGGUUUUUGAUCUUGUGCUUCAGUAAAUGCCAAUAAGUGGAGAUUGUUCUUGUUUGAGUUUGGUUUAGAAAGAAUCUCUUUUCAGUUUGCAGAAUAUCUCUUGUAUUUUUUAGUUUGCAGAAUAUCUCUUGUAUUUUUUUUUGUUUCUUCUUACUACUACUACUACUACUCUAUGUACGACCUUUUGCAUGUGACUCCUUAUGAGUUUUCAAAGUUAUAUUCAUAUAUGUUUGGUUUUUCUUCA
Messenger RNA from Vigna angularis (adzuki bean), 1962 nucleotides. Its product is annotated as vacuolar cation/proton exchanger 3. Gene Ontology annotation, biological process: calcium ion transmembrane transport; intracellular calcium ion homeostasis. The record is from RefSeq and is a predicted model, not a curated record. The transcript has 11 exons. Gene Ontology annotation, molecular function: calcium:proton antiporter activity. Bases 168 to 1514 code for a protein of 448 amino acids. Gene Ontology annotation, cellular component: plant-type vacuole membrane. Lineage: Eukaryota; Viridiplantae; Streptophyta; Magnoliopsida; Fabales; Fabaceae.